GAGGCCCUGGCAGGGCUGAGGUUCAGGAAGAGGGCGGGGUCCUCAGUCGGGACCCAGGAUGGCGGAGGCUGAUCCCCCUUUGGACCAGGAGCUGGAGAGCGAGCCCCGCAGCUGGUCCUUGUUGGAGCAGCUGGGCCUGGCGGGCGCAGACCUGGCGGCCCCCGGGGUGCAACAGCAGCUGGAGCUGGAGCGGGAGCGACUUCGGCGAGAGAUCCGCAAGGAGCUGAAGCUGAAGGAGGGGGCUGAGAACCUGCGUCGGGCUACCACUGACCUGGGCCGCAGCCUGGGGCCGGUGGAACUGCUGCUGCGUGGCUCCUCCCGCCGGCUCGACUUGCUGCACCAGCAGCUGCAGGAGCUGCAUGCCCACGUGGUGCUGCCCGACCCUGCGGCCACUGCCCACGAUGCCCCCAAGUUCUCCAGUGAGAGUGGCCCAGCCUGCUCGGCCACAAACUUGAGCCGCGUGGCUGGCCUGGAGAAGCAGCUGGCCAUUGAACUGAAGGUGAAGCAGGGGGCGGAAAACAUGAUCCAGACGUACAGCAAUGGCAGCACCAAGGACCGCAAGCUGCUGCUGACAGCCCAGCAGAUGCUACAGGACAGUAAGACCAAAAUUGACAUCAUCCGCAUGCAGCUCCGCCGGGCACUGCAGGCCUGCCAGCUGGAAAGCCAAGCAGCCCCAGAUGAGGCCCAAGGGAGUCCGGACUUGGGGGCCAUGGAGCUGCGCAUUGAAGAGCUGCGGCACCACUUCCGAGUUGAGCACGCGGUGGCAGAGGGCGCCAAGAACGUGCUGCGCCUGCUCAGUGCCGCCAAGGCCCCUGACCGCAAGGCGGUCGGCGAGCCAUCCCUGCAUCACACCCCCUGCCCCACCAUGGUUGCCCCUCACCAACUGCCACUUGCAUGCUGGCUACUUCUGUACAUGCCCACUUCACCUGCGGCCUCCUCACCUUGGCCUGCCCUGAAUGUGGUCCCCGCUGAGCCAGACACUCCCUUAGGGACCCUGGAGGUGCGUGUGGUAGGCUGCAGGGACCUUCCAGAGACCAUCCCCUGGAACCACUUACCCUCGACUGGGGGGCCUGGAACCCCUGACAGCCGAACCCCCUUCCUGAGCCGCCCAGCCCGGGGCCUUUACAGCCGAAGUGGAAGCCUCAGUGGUCGGAGCAGCCUCAAAGCAGAAGCUGAGAGCACCAGUGAGGUUAGCACUGUACUCAAGCUGGAUAACACGGUGGUGGGGCAGACAUCCUGGAAGCCCUGUGGCCCCAACGCCUGGGACCAGAGUUUCACCCUGGAGCUGGAGAGGGCACGGGAACUGGAAUUGGCUGUGUUCUGGCGGGACCAGCGGGGCCUGUGUGCCCUCAAAUUCCUGAAGUUGGAGGAUUUCUUGGACAACGAGAGGCAUGAGGUCCAGCUGGACAUGGAACCCCAGGGCUGCCUGGUGGCCGAGGUCACCUUCCGCAACCCUGUCAUUGAGAGGAUACCCCGGCUCCGACGGCAGAAGAAAAUCUUCUCCAAGCAGCAAGGGAAGGCAUUCCAGCGUGCCAGGCAGAUGAACAUCGAUGUUGCCACAUGGGUGCGGCUGCUUCGAAGGCUCAUCCCCAAUGCCACGAACACAGGCACAUUCAGCCCUGGGGCUUCUCCCGGACCUGAGGCCCGGUCCACAGGUGACAUAUCCGUGGAGAAGCUGAACCUCGGGGCUGACUUAGAUAUUUCCCCUCAGAAGAGCCCUCUGGGCCCUCCUUUCAGCCCAUCGAGCCUGAGUUCCCCAAUCCAGGAAACAACCACCACACCUGUGCUGCCUUCAGAGACCCAGGAGACCUCAGGCCCCGCCCUGUGCAGCUCUCUCAGGAAGUCACCCCUGACCCUCGAGGAUUUCAAAUUCCUGGCGGUGCUGGGUCGGGGUCACUUUGGGAAGGUGCUGCUCUCUGAAUUCCGGCCCAGCGGGGAGCUGUUUGCCAUCAAGGCUCUGAAGAAAGGGGACAUUGUGGCCCGAGACGAGGUGGAGAGCCUGAUGUGUGAGAAGCGGAUCUUGGCAGCAGUGACUAAUGCGGGACAUCCUUUCCUGGUGAACUUGUUUGGCUGUUUCCAGACACCGGAGCACGUGUGCUUCGUGAUGGAGUACUCGGCCGGCGGGGACCUGAUGCUACACAUCCACAGCGACGUCUUCUCUGAGCCCCGUGCUGUCUUCUAUUCAGCCUGUGUGGUGCUGGGGUUGCAGUUUCUCCACGAACACAAGAUUGUCUACAGAGACCUGAAGUUGGACAAUUUGCUCCUGGACACCGAGGGCUAUGUCAAGAUCGCAGACUUUGGCCUCUGCAAGGAGGGGAUGGGCUAUGGGGACCGGACCAGCACAUUCUGUGGAACCCCAGAGUUCCUGGCCCCCGAGGUGCUGACGGACACGUCAUACACGCGGGCAGUGGACUGGUGGGGACUGGGCGUGUUGCUCUAUGAGAUGCUGGUUGGCGAGUCCCCAUUCCCAGGGGAUGAUGAGGAAGAAGUAUUUGACAGCAUCGUCAAUGAUGAGGUUCGCUACCCCCGCUUCCUGUCAGCCGAAGCCAUUGGCAUCAUGCGCAGACUGCUGCGGAGGAAUCCGGAGCGCAGGCUCGGGUCCAGCAACACUGACCUCUUCCUUCUCUCCCUACAGACCCUGGGCUGGGAUGCCCUGCUGGCCCGGCGCUUGCCGCCGCCCUUCGUGCCCACGCUGUCGGGCCGCACAGAUGUCAGCAACUUCGACGAGGAGUUCACGGGGGAGGCCCCCACGUUGAGCCCGCCCCGCGAUGCGCGGCCCCUCACGGCCAAAGAGCAGGCAGCCUUCCGGGACUUCGACUUUGUGGCUGGGGGCUGCUAGCCCUCUCCCUCACCCCUGCCCCGACCCAGCUGUUAGUAGUUUUUAAAAAGGCCUUUGGGGUUUGCCCCCCUCCAUGCA
This is a messenger RNA of Hipposideros armiger (great roundleaf bat), 2917 nucleotides long. It is a transcript of the gene PKN1, whose product is annotated as protein kinase N1. The record is from RefSeq and is a predicted model, not a curated record. Gene Ontology annotation, molecular function: protein serine/threonine kinase activity; ATP binding; small GTPase binding. Gene Ontology annotation, biological process: signal transduction; protein phosphorylation. NCBI's taxonomy places the organism in Eukaryota, Metazoa, Chordata, Mammalia, Chiroptera, Hipposideridae. Bases 59 to 2839 code for a protein of 926 amino acids. The transcript is spliced from 21 exons.